AUGCCAGAUGCACAUGAUGAGGGUGUCAAGAAUUGUAUCUUGACUCUUGAAUCUAAAAUGGCUGAUUAUGAAGACCGUUCCAGACUGAACAAUAAUAAAUCUAAUGGUGAUCCUGAGUCUAUAACUAAUACACAUAUAUCACUGAUUUUUUUCCAGCCUCUAUUGCUAAUGGCUGACUUUAAGGAGUUGCUAAUAGGCAGAGCACACAUACUCCCAAGGCCAAAACAACUACCUAACUCUUCUUUACAAGAUGUUAUUGUUGGAGUUCACCUUUAUACUUAAGGAUACAGCUUAUGAAGGCUGCCAGAGAUGGUACAACCUUACCUGUAAUUUUUCCUUCUGUCCAACUUUUCACAAAUUUAUCUGCACCAAAAUCAGCUACUUGGAUCGAAAUGCCUUUGAUCAUAUUUAUACUAAUCUGAUGAGGGGAUAUGAUAAAAAACAUUUAAAUACAUAAAGGGAAUCUACACCGUAAAGGAGGAGACUAUAUUUAAAAGAAGGAAAAACUACCACAACAAGAGGACAUAGUCUUAAAUUAGAGGGGCAAAGGUUUAACAAUAAUAUCAGGAAGUAUUACUUUAAGGAAGUGGAUGCAUGGAAUAGCCUUCCAGCUGAAAUGGUAGAGGUCAACACAGUGAAGGAGUUUAAGCAUGUGUGGGAUUGUCAUAAGGCUACCCUAGAUAUAAGAUAAGGCCAGGAACUAAUUUUAAAAAAAUUAGGCAGACUAUAUGGGCGGAAUUGUUCUUAUCUGCCGUCACAUUCUAUGUUUCUGUCAUUCCUUUUCCACAAUUUUUUUUUUUUACUAAUACUUUUUGUCCAAACAGCUUUACCAGAGAAACAGUUCACCGUUAAAGGAGCACUAUAUGGUCAGGAACACAAACAUGUAUUCAUGACCCUAUAGUGUUAAAACCACUAUCUAGCCCCCUUUGCCUCCCUAAAGAUAGUAAAAUCUUACUUGUAUUCCAGUCUGAAGCUGCUGCCUCUGCCUGUGAACUUCCUCUGACAUCAUCAGAAGUGGUGGCCUGAUGCAAUCACAAUGCUUCCCCAUAGGAUUGGCUGAGACUAACAAAGAGGCAGAUCAGGGGCAGAGCCAGCACAAUUCAAACACAGCCCUGGCCAAUAAGCAUCUCCUCAUAGAGAUGAAUUGAAUCAAUGCAUCUCUAUGAGGACAGUUCAGUGUCUGCAUACAGAGGGAGGAGAUACUGAAUGUUUGGAUGCAUUUUAGGCAGCCAUGACCCAGGAAGGAUCUCUAACAGCCACCUGAAGAGUGGCCAGUGAAGUUAUCACUAGGCUGUAAUGUAAACACUGAUUUUUCUCUGAAAAGACAGUGUUUACAGCAAAAAGCCUGAAGGUAAUGAUUCUACACACCAGAACAAAUUCAAUAAGCUGUAGUUGUUCUGGUGACUGUAGUGUCCCUUUUAAUACUGCUAAAAGUAAGUCUCUUGAGUGUUAGUAUUUAAUGGUCUGUGCAGUAAAUAUCAUGUAGAAUUUAUUGAUCUUUUAUUGCAGUCUAUUUUGGUGUAUGGGCAAAAAGAGUAACAAAAUGAAAUCUGCACUUUUAUUUUAUAAUAAGAAAAAAAAAUGGGCUAUCUGAAAAAAAUGUGACCAUGCAAGUUAAAAACAACAGAUUUGAGAAAGGCCACAUCGUGCAGCCACAACAUCAUUUUGUAUGUUGAUUCCAAUUAAAGUCUGCAUAAUUUUGCUUAAAGUGCUCGGUUCCCUCAUUUUCUUUUAAAAACAAUAGUGUUCAAAACCAUAAAAAAGCAUAAAUGUAAACAUAGGUGUGACAUAUUUUGUGCUGACAGGACAAUUUGCAAAAGGUAACAUUCUAAAUGAGAUGCCACCCUAACCCAAACAGUGUUAGCAACUUUACUUGUUUGUUUUACCUGUAAUAAUAGAGGUAUAUUUGUAAUUCUGCUGGGGUUUUUUUUAGUUUAUAUCUAGGAAUCUUGACAUGAGAAACUUAAGUUUCAUUUAGUUUUCCCCAAUCCAAGGUUAUUCAGUAAACAUAGUUUUGUAUUUCACACCAGUUAAAUUCUGGGGAUGACUUGGAGAGUGAUCGUUAUUUAAUUACGGUUGAAGCAGAAGACGUUGGUGGCAUUGUGCCUCAAAAUAUCUCCGACGUCAAGCAAGCUCCCCCCAUAAACAGAAAUGCACCAAAACCUGUUGGACUUCGUCCACCCGUGGGCUUGAAAAGAAAAUUUUCUGUAAGUGUGCCUACGUGAGUAACAAAAACAAUAACAUUUUUCUGUUUAAAGGUUUUCCAAUUCCAAAAAGAACAUUGAGGGGCAAAACUAAAUCCUUGAAUAAUGUAAGUAACUGGAGCUCAGAAACAUUUAUGCAGUAAGCCUUAAUACCAAGUAUCCAUAUUUUGUAAUGUUACAGAAGGAAAUUAUUGCCUUUCAAGGGGUAGGUGAAUACCAUACCAACUUUGUAAUUACAAGGUUUAUAGUGCAGCAACUAACCUACAUUAAAGGAAUACUCCAAGCAUUAUAACCACUCCAGGGUGCCCGGCGCACCUCGAGUUUGAAGUCAAACUGUUGUAAAAUGGUUGUGUUAGGGUGUUUGGAGUGGCCUAUAACUGUAAUUUGCAGGUUUGACAGGUUAUAACUAAGAUGCUUACAAAGCUAUAGACCAGCCUUUCAGAUUUAUUAAUUGGGCAGCUGGCACUCACAGAUCUGGACUCUCUACAUGUGGCAUGUGGAUGUACAAUGCAAAACUUGAACUGAGCACUCUCUGUCCUCCCCGCAUAGUGAGCUAAAUGGCACAAAAUUGAGCCAAGAGAUUGCAGGGCCAUGAUCUAAAGUUGUUUUUGGUGUUCACAGUGUCCUAUUAAGUAUAUUUUUUCUUUCAUUCAUAGCAAAUAUAUAAUUUAACCCUGUUAAUAAUUAAAUGUUACGCUUUGCCAUCAUAUCAACCUGAUCCAUAAAGACUUUUUCCCAACAAGAAAUGUCCUGCUUAUUCAGAAUUGGAAGCAAUUUAUAGUCCUGCUAUAAUUGGUAAUUUCAUAUUUUCAACAGGGUCCUUAGGGAGUAGGUUGAUAUAGUAGCAAAGAUUGUCCCUAUCAUUGGUCCUUAAGGGUUCAAAUGUCAAUUGUUACAAGCAUUUGCCAGUUAAUCUCAGUAUCUUUGUGAAUUAAAGUGAGCCAGUCUCCGUGAAUACAUUUAUAUUAAUCAAUAAAGCAUGCAGAAUAGUCUUGGUGUUGCUUUAAUGUUUGUUUAUAUAAGUUCAAAAUAUUGUAUUACAUAUCUCUGUUUUUCUGGUUUGCACCAGAAUUCUGUAUAAUUUCAUAUUUUUAUUUUGUUGUAAUGUAGUGUAAGCUCACUCAUUUUUCUUUCGCUAGGGCUUCCAGGGACCACGGGGAGUUCAAAAGAAGGCAUCUCUGGAAAUGGAACAUUCAUUAAAGCCUUCAACCCAAACUCUAGUACAAGAGUGCUCCAAUUUGCCUUCUCAGUUGUAUACUACAUCUCCUCUCUUUGCCGCUCACUACAGGAAAACAGGAGAAACCAACAUAGGAACACCUUGUGAUGUUUUGAAUACAAUGACUUUAACUAGUAGUAAACAAAAUCCAGCAGGUAAUUUUUUGCCGACCAACAGCUACUCAAGCUUUCAAAACAAAGUUAGAGAUAAAGUUGCUGACACAAACAAAGGAGAAACUAUUACACAAAAUAUAAGAAGUACAGCACAGAUAUUAUCGCUCUUAAGGUUCCAGCCUGAGAAAAACGGUGUAGAGACAUCUGUUAGACCUAAUGCGCAACAAUCUGCUAAAUGCAACACUGAGGUUCUUAAUUAUGAAAUAUCAAUGAAACCUAUACCUGUAACAAGUAAAUGGGAUAUCUACCUAGACAAAUCGCAGUCCUCCAACUCUGUAGAGACUACUCAAAAGCGUAUGCAUUUACCUGACCUACCAGAUAGCCCAGACAACAGCCUUUCCUUAAGUCUGAAUUACAUUGUUGAUUCAAACAAUGGACAGACCCCAUUACAAACCGGCACAAAUGGUGGUCCAUACAGCUUACUAAAAACAGACAGACCAGUAGAACAAAGUGUAUUAAAUAAUAUUCAGCUAUCUGGACAUCUGCAAACAGAAAAACUUCCUGUGCCAACCAUAGACUUACAGCAAGGUUUCAAAUAUUCUCAAGCUAAAACAUUUAUGAGUGAAUAUGAAAGCUCUGCAGAGGGAAUGGCAAACAACAUGACCUAUUCUAAUAUUCCAAAUACAGAAUUAACCUCUCAUGAUGAACAGUCUCACUGUCGAACGUAUGUUCAAGAUUGCUCUAGUAGUGAAGGGACUACAAAAGAUAAAGCUGAGACAUCUUGUUCUCCAGCUAAGGCUGAACAUCAAAAAUUGAAUUUACAGCAAAAAAUUGAAUAUGAGGAGUUCUCAGAGGUCUCAUUUAACCUAAUGGACAGCUUUGAUUUUGAAAGCUCUGAUGAAGAUUCAAAGGAGAAAAAACUUUCCACUCAAAGUUCUUCUCACUUUCCAGAGGGACGUAUGGAUAUGCACAAAGGUGAAACAGAACGACUUUUCCCUGGUGAUGCUUCUGAAAAGGUGGAUAGUGAGAAAAACGUAUGUGCAAGGUUGCAUUUAACUAUCCAAGAUGGAGAAACUGCAGACAACAAAGAUAAAAAGUGUCCAAUAUCUGAAGAUGUUUGUGGUGAGAGGAAUGUUAACAAGGCCUAUGAGCAAGACAUGUUAUCACUCAUGGCUGUGGAUAUGAAUUUGUCUUUUAUGUCUGAUAUCAAUAUAAUCACUGAGAGCCCCAACAAAGAGUCAGAUAGCAGUACUAAAGGGACCUUUCAAUCUAUCAGACACUCCCUCCCUACUUCUUCUAAUUGUUGUGAGUCUGAGACAAAAAUGACUAUUGUUUCCAGUAAUUUGAAACCAACAACAGAAAUCAUAGAUACCGUGUCAAAAGACAGCUCUUUACUUCCAUACAAAGAACAGGUUGAAAACCAAAUGGGAAUAUGUGAGAAUGUCUCUGGAUCAGCAAAAUAUUUAAAGCAAGAAUCACCACUUAACAGCAAUGAUUCUGUAUUACAGGAUGUUCUAGAGACUCCUCAAUCUCCCACUCUAGCAAAUAAUAAUCCACAUAUAGAAGGGGAUGUUUGUGAAGAAGCAGACACUGAGCUUCUGGAGACAGUAUCUGGAGACAGUAUCUCUCUUCUGAGAACUCUCACAAAACACAGCACUGCACUAGAAAGUCUGAGCAUUUUGCAUGGGAAAUGCCAGUCUCAGAAAAAAGUGACUGCAAGAAAGACAUGUACACAGAUCAGAGAAGAGGAAGGUUAGAAUGACACUUUUUUUCUUUUGUUAAAUUGGAAAAUAUUUACACACUAGGUGGGACUAGACCUGAUUUUGUCAAUUUCUUUAAUUUUAUGUUUGGUACUUUGUAUUACUUUGUAUUCUGUAAUACUUCACUAUCAGUGAGGCAUGUGUUCGUGAACUAUUUAGCAACAGGUACACAUACAGGAGGAAGGAAUAGCGGCAGAUUACACAGUUCUAUAGAUUACACCAUAGUGUUCUAAGUACUACAGUGUUUCUUGCUUUAAAAAAUAAAUAAAUUCCUAAAUCACUAAGACAAGUUAGGAAUUUGCAAGUGUAAAAUAUUUACUAACUUUAACAAAUACCUUAAAAAAAGUAGUUAUUUGAAACACCACAAUAAUGUUUGCUUUCUGAAAAGGCAGUGUUUACAGUGCUACAUCCUGCAGAGACAGGCUGUAGACUCCAGACCAAUUACAUUAAGCUGUAGCAGUUCUGGUGACUAUAGUGUAAAUUUAAAUAUAGAUAUUAAGGAAGUAUAAUAUUAAAAUUGUGAGUAGAAAUUGUUCCAUUUAAACAUAUGGGGGAACCUCAGCCUAGUGAUACAAUUUAAAGAUCAAAAACUUCAUAAUAAAAUCAGUUGUUUUUUUGUUUUUUUAAAUUAAACUCUACAAGCACCAUAACAACAUCAGCACAAUGUUGUAGCUCGUUUUCCUGGCACUAUAGUGCCCUGAGGGUGCCCCCACCCUCAGGGUCCCACUCCAGCCCGGCUCUGGAAGGGGGAAAGGUGUUAAAUCUUACCUUUUUCCAGCGCUGGGCGGAGAGCUAUCCUCCUCUUCUCCUCCCCGUCGGCUGAAUGCGCACGCGCGGCAAGAGCUGCGCGCGCAUUCAGCCGGUCACAUAGGAAAGCAUUCAUAAUGCUUUCCUAUGGACGCUGGCGUGCUCUCACUGUGAAAAUCACAGUGAGAAGCACGCAAGCGCCUCUAGCGGCUGUCAAUGAGACAGCCACUAGAGGGAAUGGGGAAGGCUUAACCCAUUCAUAAACAUAGCAGUUUCUCUGGAACUGCUAUGUUUAUGAAAAAAUGGGUUAACCCUAGCUGGACCUGGCACCCAGACCACUUCAUUAAGCUGAAGUGGUCUGGGUGCCUAGAGUGGUCCUUUAAAGUUUGACUUCUUACCUGGGGCCUGAUCCCUGCCUUCGCUAUAGACUACAGGAGAGCUGGAAGCCAUCUCUCUGUUUCUAAGCAAAGCGAUGCAUGGCUUAGCACAUUGGAUGAGAGUGAUCAGCUGAUUAUGGUUGUGGUGUUUUGAGUGCUCCUAAAUACACCUACUGACAGCUAAAUUCUAAAAACACUGUAGAAUAAUGUUCAAAAGUAAAAUAUAUUUUAUAUAUAUAUAUAUAUCUUAAGUGUAUUUUGCUUCCUGUUGCUGCAAUGUUGUGCACCAAGAGCAUCAAACAUAUUUGUAUGCAAGUAUGUAUAUGUGAGUGAAUAUAUUCUUUUUGUUUUGUUUUUUUAAAUUCAUUAUGUGAUGCAAUGAAAAUGGCAGUGAACUUAACCCUGGUGUGUCCCUUUUAAAGACAAAGGACGUUAUAAAAAAAAAAAAAACUUAUUUCUUCUGUUUUUAAUCUCUUGUUUUUACAGCUAUUGUGGACCAGUGUUCUGCACCAGGGAUGUCAAACUCAUUUACUAUGGAUGCAGAAAGUAAACUGAAUAUAUCGAAAGUGUGUGCAUGUUCUUCUCUGAAACUGCUAUGUUUAUGGCAGUGAACUUAACCCUGGUGUGUCCCUUUUAAAGACAAAGGACGUUAUAAAAAAAAAAAAACUUAUUUCUUCUGUUUUUAAUCUCUUGUUUUUACAGCUAUUGUGGACCAGUGUUCUGCACCAGGGAUGUCAAACUCAUUUACUAUGGAUGCAGAAAGUAAACUGAAUAUAUCGAAAGUGUGUGCAUGUUCUUCUCUGAAACUGCUAUGUUUAUGAAAAAAUGGGUUAACCCUAGCUGGACCUGGCACCCAGACCACUUCAUUAAGCUGAAGUGGUCUGGGUGCCUAGAGUGGUCCUUUAAAGUUUGACUUCUUACCUGGGGCCUGAUCCCUGCCUUCGCUAUAGACUACAGGAGAGCUGGAAGCCAUCUCUCUGUUUCUAAGCAAAGCGAUGCAUGGCUUAGCACAUUGGAUGAGAGUGAUCAGCUGAUUAUGGUUGUGGUGUUUUGAGUGCUCCUAAAUACACCUACUGACAGCUAAAUUCUAAAAACACUGUAGAAUAAUGUUCAAAAGUAAAAUAUAUUUUAUAUAUAUAUAUAUAUCUUAAGUGUAUUUUGCUUCCUGUUGCUGCAAUGUUGUGCACCAAGAGCAUCAAACAUAUUUGUAUGCAAGUAUGUAUAUGUGAGUGAAUAUAUUCUUUUUGUUUUGUUUUUUUAAAUUCAUUAUGUGAUGCAAUGAAAAUGGCAGUGAACUUAACCCUGGUGUGUCCCUUUUAAAGACAAAGGACGUUAUAAAAAAAAAAAAAACUUAUUUCUUCUGUUUUUAAUCUCUUGUUUUUACAGCUAUUGUGGACCAGUGUUCUGCACCAGGGAUGUCAAACUCAUUUACUAUGGAUGCAGAAAGUAAACUGAAUAUAUCGAAAGUGUGUGCAUGUUCUUCACUAUAUACUAAAUUGUUUUGAAUUGAAUUGCAAAAUUUAGUCUAAAAUAAUCAAACUAUACUUGUUUAAAUUUUGCCAUUCGAUUUUCAAUGAAUUUUAAAUAUCUAUUAGAAAUUGACUUUCUCAUCCCCCUGGGUGGUAUUUUGUGUAUUCCUCAUUCUCAGAUCUGUACCAGAGGCCUGGGGGUCUGAGGUUUUUGCUGUAGAAGCGCUCCCAACUUUCUAGCUCAUAUCAGUCCUUGGUAUUUGUGAUGGAGCUCCCUGUACCCCAGCUGGGUACCUCUGCCAGGAUCGCUUUCUAGCAGGAACCAGGAAACCUGAAGCGCUUCUGCCCCAGUCGCCGUCGCUUGACUGGGGUCCUUUUAGAACUUUUCCACCCGAUCAGGCUGCAGCUCUCCUGUCAGGCAGGUAUUGUCCCCUCUGCCUAUUCCCCUGCUGCCCUUCUUCCAGGCAGGUUUUGUUCCCUGUGCCUGUUCCACUGCAGUCAUUCUUCCAGGUAGGUAUCUUCCUCUCUGCCUAUUCUGUUGCAACCCUUCUUCCAGUUAUCCACCUCUGCCUGCAAUGUGAGUUUCUAUUGCCUUUAGAAAGGCAUUUGCAGCUAUUAGGCCUGGCUCUUUUGAUUUAUCUCAGGGCUAGAGAGAUCGUGCAGCCAGCCAACAGGUACAGCUACUCUAUAUGGCUGGGAUCCGUAAAAAUCCAAACAGGACACCAUUCCAAAAGGAACUAACAUACAAAACUUUUUUCUUGGGGCUGGCCCAAAUGCUCCUUAAAUGUAACUUUAUGGUGACAAUUUAAUAAAAAUACAAAUAAUCAAAACAUAUCAGAAAACAUACUGGGAAAUAUAAUAACACAAUGACAUCUACAAAGUGGUGGGGAAGUCAAUAACCAACACAAAAUAUCUAUCCUGCCUGCAGACUUGGCAAUAUGCAUAUCUACCUAUAUAUGUGAAUUAGCAAGCUUUGCUAUUCAGGUAGUGCAUAUAGUUGUUGCUACCAACUGAGAUCACUAUACAGGCUCCAUAGCCAAAUCCACUUAGUUGGUACCAAGCAUCAUUAGGACAGGAGAGCACAGAAAACAAUUAACAAUAUACAAACACAUUAUAAACACACUGCACCUAUAAUGGGAAAUGGGUAACUUAGACAUAGGAUCAACGUAGGAACCUUUUGUAAAGUGUCUUUCUGCUCCCAGUGAUGGUGACUAUUGUCACAGUAUUUGUCCACCUUAUCAUGCACUUUUUUUCUUGAUCUGGUCGAUGAACAUUGCCACAUCCAUUACCCCUUCAGUGUUCCAUUUCUUGUUUACCUUCACGAUGUCAUGUUGGUUGGCAAGUACUUGAUUGUCUUUCUGGAUCUGGAAGCCCCACAGGAUGUUAACCCUGUCAUUCUCAACUAUCUUUGGUGGCAUCUCCUAUAUGGAUUUAGGCAGAUCCAGCCUGUAUUCUGUGCAGAUAUUUCGAAACCCAAUCUCAGGAAAUUGGUUGUACCUCUCAGUUUAUGCUGUCCCUGAUAACAUCUUGCACCCUGUUACUAUGUGCUGGAUUUUCUCUUAAAUCCUUUUUGCACAAUCUGCACCUUGAUGUCUGUGUGGUGUGGUGGACCCCUGCUACUCUUAUCUGGUACGGAUUAUCUGUUCCUGUGCUGCUAGGGUUAGUCCCUCAAUGCUCUCUUUCGAUCCCGCUUUUUCCAACCAUUGGUAGGACUUUGUAAUGUGAGCCACAUCCUCUAUCUGCUAUUGGUACAUAUCCCAUGGAGUGCUUAGUAUUGCCAUGGAACUUUCCCCCUUUUCUGCAUCCUCUAUCUGUUGUAAUCUCAGACAUUCCUUUAGCAAUUGAUCUUUAGGAGCCAUCUUCGUGAUGUACUUGUGGCUGUUCUGUGGCUUUUUAUCCGGGAAAUGGGCCCUGACAUUUAUCAGGAACUAACCUCCUUCCUUCCUUCUGGCUGGCUUAUUCCUAUGUUUAAUACUUCUUUUCCGUGAUUAGGGAGUGGAGUUUGGAGAUCAUUUUCAUUAUUCCUGCUGUUACUGCUGGAUUUGACCCCAACACAUCCUCCUGGAGAGUCAUCAUGCUACUUCAAACUGCAAACAGAGCCGGGAAAGCGGACAGUGCUACCAUAGCAGGAAGGAACAAUCCAUUCAGAUGCAGUCAGUGAUGUUACAUAGUUACAUAGCUAAAAAGAGAUUCUAAACUAAAUAGGUUUAAAUUUGUUAACCUUUCUUCAUAGCUGAUAUGUUCCAUUCCUUUUAUUAAUUUUGUAGCCCGCCUCUGCACUUUUUCUAGUGCCAUAAUAUCCUUCUUUAGAACAGGUGCCCAAAAUUGCACAGCAUAUUCAAUAUGUGUUCUUACCAGUGAUUUUAUAAAGAGGCACAAUUAUAAUCCCGUCUCAAGAAUGAAUGCCCUUUUUCAUGCAUGACAAUACCUUACUUGCCUUGGCCACUGCUGAUUGACAUUGCACAUUGUUGCAUAGUUUGUUGCCUAUAACAAUUCCCAAGUCCUUUUCGUGUGUUGUUAUCCCUAAUUCGCUUCCAUUAAGGGUAUACGUUGUUUGUGUAUUCUUUACGCCGAAGUGCAUUUUUCAUCAUUAAAUUUCAUCUGCCAUUUGAGUGCCCAGUCCCCCAGUCUAUCUAAAUCCCUCUGCAGCAAAGUAAUAUCUUGCUCACAUUGUAUUAUUUUAUGGAGUUUUGUGUCAUCUGCAAACACUGAAACAUGACUUUCAAUGCUUUCUUCAAGAUCAUUUCUAAACAUGUUAAAUAGAAGGGGUCCCAGAACAGACCCAGCUUGAAAAUUUACCAUUAACAACAACUCUUUGUACUCUAUUUUUAAGCCAAUGUUCUACCCAAGAACAAGCAUUUUCAUCUAGACCGAUUUCCUUGAGUUUGAACACUAAUCUAUUGUGUGGAACUGUAUCAAAUGCCUUGGCAAAAUCAUUCUGGAAAAAAGAAAUAUAACCGGUUACAUGCCACUCAUGUAAACCGUGCACCAGGAGGACAUACCAGGAAUGUCCCAAGGCCUAACCGUGUAUAUGACAAAAUUGAUAGAAUUUACAAUGAUAAGGUAUUGCUACCUGGGGAUAAAAAGACAAAACAAAGUAAAUAAUCAACCACCGAUUAAUAGAAGAAAAAGUGUCAAUACAGACUGUAACUAUCCUUAAACAAGAUGUAAUACUUAGAUAUGAGCACCAGAUGGAGCCAAAUUCAAAGGCUUUAGGUCAGGUCAAGGGUCCAAGUAGUGCAAGUAUGCUAAGGUAAAAGGUACAAGGUAUCUCACACUGUCAAAUAUAAAAGUAUCCAGUGUCCAAAGUGCACAGAACUGUGACAAUAAGCUUAAUAAUUGUAUAGUCAUAGUAACUAUUAUAUAUACACACACUGAACAAAAUUAUAAAUGCAACACUUGUUUUUGCCCCCAUUUUUCAUGAGCUGAAAUCAAAGAUCUGGGGUGGCUGCCCAACAUCCCUGGAGGUCUGGUGCAGAGACCUCGGUCCCAUCUGCACAGUCCGCUCCAGGUGUCCUGUCUGCGGCAGACAUGCACCAUUGCUGGGGAGUGGGACUUGUUGUCCCAACUCCCAUGAGCUCCCACUGAGGCUGGGAAAAGGGACCAGCUGUCUUCUCUACCGGUAUUUCCUCCCUCCCGGUGGUCGGAAAGGGGGACCGGUUGUCCUCCCUUCCAGUGAGAUUAGCUGCUGUUGGGGAUAUGGGCCAGCUGCCUAGCAUCCAUGUAGGGCUGGUGUAGAGACUUCAGUCCCAUCUGCACCGGCCAACUGGAUGUCCUCCCAGGACUAGUCUAUGAAGUCUCCUGUUUCUGGAGCUGGUUGGGGAGCAGGGGUUACCGCAGUCAGUUCUUCCCACCCAGAGUGUGGCAGGUCUGGGUCAGCCGCCCAGUUUUCCUGCUCUCCCGGUACAGAGGCCAGGGUCCCAUCUGCACCCUCCACUCCAGGUGUCCUGUCUCCCUGCAGGAUAUAUGGUGGCCAAACCAAACUGAGCAGACGUUGGUAAUCCUGCUCUAGCUCCUAUUCCAUGGUCACCAGAUGGAUCAGAUCUGGCCCUAGGUCGUCAGCUCCAGGAAGAUCCAGCAGGGCUUCCCUGGUACUGUGGAUUUCCCAGAGCUGAAAUUCUGCCCAUCUGCCAAAGUGAAUGUCUUUCUCAAAGGCCUGUUAGUACCUGAAGUUGUUGCCCUUCGCCUGGAAGACUCUCUCUCUGCCACCAGUGCACAUCCUCCAGGUCCUCUUGCCAAAGCUCUUUCCUGUUGGCAUCUCUCCAGUCCUGUAGGCUCUCUUUGGAUACAGGGCCUUCCGUUUGGGCCAGGUUGCACUGCAGUCUCCAGAGGAACUCCUCCUCAUAUGGGGACGCUGCCCUAGCUAGCUCCAUCCUCCUGAGUUUCUCUGCAGACAGAGACACUGCACACAUGCUAGCGCUGUCCCUCUAUUUGUAAUCCAUGAUUCCGGCCAAAUCACCCAUUUAUAUACAGAAUCUGAGCAUAGUGAUAUGUCCCCAAACACACCCGUAAACACACCCACAAUGUCCCAUAAAAUACAGUGUCACUGUGACUCAGUAUAAAAUACAAAAUAUUUCCCACAUAGUAACCCCCGCAGUCUAUACAUACCCGGAUAGCCUGAAUCUUAGCGCCCAACAUAUCCGAAAAGCGCUCCGAUCUCACGAACACAGCCGAAUCACCACCGGGGUAAAGCUCUGACUUGCCCCACACAUGGUCCUAUGCCCAAAACAGUUCCAUGAAUUCAGGUGUUGUGGCUGGUCCCGUUCGAAAGUUCCCUGCGACCAAAAUACCAAACAUAAUCCCUAAGUAUAACGUGGAGCUUGUUCACCUCAUUCAGACAAACGAUUCCACCAAACAGCACUCUUCCAAGAUGUAAAGUACCAAACGCAGACAGUAUGGAAGUUCAGCGGAGUUCGAAAGGUCGAGUGUCCGAUUUUAGUUCCAUGCACUCAAUGACCAAACACCGCUGCCUGUGUUCGCACGAACAAGAUGGCCGCCACCACGUUUUUUUAACAUACGAACGGCGGCCACCCAGAUGAACAUUUAGAACACUGCUGGCAGCAUCGUUACAAGGUGUCAAUAAUGUUUAACAAGAGCCAUGGAUUGUACACAAACGCUGCUUCACUAAGCUAAAGUUGCAUUGGUAACUAUAGGGUCCUUUUAAUGUAAAAAUCCACAUCUCUUUAUCCUGCAAAUGGGUGCCUCCAUCUUAGCUCCUUAUCAAUCACUGUUAUAAACUGUCACUUAUACUUCAGUAUGACAAUCAGCAUAUAGACUGUGGAGAGAAAUUUUUUUUUUCUAUUUUUCCUUAUUUUCCAUUGUUGUCCUGGUUUUGCUUGUCAGAAUUUGAAUAUGCUUCAGUUUGGAAUAUGCUGCAGUUUGCUGGAUCGAUUAAAUAAAUUGAAAAGAAAACUGAGCAUUUCAUGAAAAAAGUUAACACAAGUUAUAGUUGAUUUUCAAUGUUCGUAUGUAAAUUCUCGAAAAGUGACAAUUUUAUUUAAAUAAUAAAUUAUAAUAUAUCAAAACCUUCCCUGUCGCGACACCAUGCCUUUGUUAUUUAUGUAUUAAAAAUCUCAAUUUUUUUUUUUUUUUUUAGCUCUCCAGCUUUCAACGUAUGACAAACCGUUCCGAGAUAAAAUGAAAGGAGUGUAUGAUAAAACAGGUAAGGUAUUAUUAAUUAUAAUUUUUUUUUUUAUUUUUUUUUUACAUAUUACCGUAUCUGAAAAACCCCAACUCGUGCUUAUACUCGAGUCAGUCUGUAUUAUGGCAACUUACAUUGCCACAAUACAGACCAGGACCCGGCGGUCCUGUUGGGGGCUGACAGUGAGCUGUUACUUACCUUCCUGCAGCUCCUGUCAGCACCAGGGAUUUCAUAUUAUUAAAAUAAUAUAAUAUUAAAAUAAUAUUAUUUUAUUAUUAUAUUAUUAUUUUAAUAUUUGCAUUAUUUUUUUUUAAAUGUUUUUUUGUCCUCACUCCCUGCUUGUUGCCUGGUCAGGGAGGGGGGACAAAAAAACAUUUAAAAAAAAAUAAUGCAAAUAUUAAAAUUAUAAUAAUAUAAUAAUAAAAUAAUAUAAUAAUAAAAUAAUAUUAUUAUUUUAAUAUUAUAUUAUUUUAAUAAUAUUAUUUUAUUAUUAUAUUAUUAUUAUUUUAAUAUUUGCAUUAUUUUUUUUUAAAUGUUUUUUUUUUGUCCCCCCCUCCCUGACCAGGCAACAAGCAGGGAGAGGGGACAAAAAACCAUUAAAAAAAAAAUAAUGCAAAUAUUAAAAUAAUAAAAAUAUUAUUAAAAUAAUAUAAUGUUAAAAUAAUAAUAAUAUAAUACUAAAAUAAUAUUAUUAAAAUAAUAUAAUAUUAAAAUAAAAAUGCCCUCCCCUCACCCAGUUUACACACACUGCACAAACACACACACUGCAUUAUAUACACUGCAUUCAUUAUAUACACACACACACAACACACAACCACACACUGCAUUCAUUAUAUAUACACACACAAACACACACUCUGCAUUCAUUCUAUACACACACUGUAAAUAAAUAUUAAAUUCAUGUAAUUUUAUUGGAAUCUAAUUUUAUUUAGAAAGUUACCAGUAGCUGCUGCAUUUCCCACCCUAGGCUUAUACUCGAGUCAAUAAGUUUUCCCAGUUUUUUGUGGUAAAAUUAGGGGCCUCGGCUUAUAUUCGGGUCGGCUUAUACUUGAGUAUAUACAGUAUUUAGUAAUGGCUGUCACAAACAAAGCAUGUAGACAUCCAGAUGAUGAAUAAACUAGCAUAUACCUUAAAGCAGCUAUGUCGCUUUUUUUUGUAUUGCAAAUUUUGCAAAGUCCAGCAGUGGUAACAUUCCCGCCUGGCAUGUGGUUGGCUGUGGAAAAAUCUAAUAGAUCAUAAAGUUACUUGAAACUAUGUCACCAUUGUAGCGGUUACCCCGAUGAGUAGAGGGGUUUCCACCACUAGAGGGUGUCCUUCUCCCAAUGGUGAGGGGUAUUCUCAGCAUUCAGCAGUCAUCCAAGUUGAGGAGCUCUUAAAAGAGCUAGUGUUAUAGCUAUAUAGCAGUUUCCCCCAAUAAGAGACAAGUCUCUAGACUGAGGGUAAAGUAUGUACUGAAGGUUUAAUGAUACAGCUGCUUCUUUUAUACAGUAUUUCCCCACAAGGUUACCGCCCAUGUGGACGUUGUUGGGCACCAAAAUGUACAUUUAACAGCCAAUAAUAUUCAGUCACAAAAUUAAACACUCCCAUUCAUUACUGUAAAUUCCUCCCCUCUGUAUGGGAGAUAAUUGAGUUAAUUACAGUAUGAACUCUAUUAUCUCCAAGCGAAAAAAAUACUUUUUACACAUUUCUUGUAACAUUAAAAGUAAACAUCCAAUUCUUACAAAACUUAUAUUUUCUGAACGGGCAUAAUUAUGGGAAAAACAUAUAAAAAAAAUCAUGCGAAACGGUUCAGGGGUUCGGGAGUUAGAUGGAAGUCACAUUUGACCGAUCGCACGCACGCACGCACUUUUUCAUGCCCAAAACAGUUCCAGAGAAUUUGGCUGUGCAGCCGGUCUAUUUCCCAUGUUAAAGUUAGUUGAAAUAGACGAACAGCAACCGUUCGUGAAAACCGUCAGUGUUAAAGUACCAUUCGAAUUGUCUAACGGCGUUCGACUCCAGUCGAAGUCUGGAGAAGGUAAAGUUCAGUGGUGUUCGUGCUGUCGCUUAUCCAAUUUGAGUUCCAUGAACUCGACGACCAAACACAGCUGAACGCAUUCGGCUGAAUUAAAAUGGCCGCCACGUGUUCGUAUGUUGAAUGGUGGCCACUUUGACUACUUCAGCACUUUGGCUGCAUCCGAAGUGCCACUUCAAAAGUGCAGAACUUUAAAGGGGCAGAAACAGUGCUCCAAAAUACAAUAGGCACAAAUAGAGUUUUUAAAUUAUAAAACUCAAGGACAGAGGGUCUGUCCCAUUGCUCCCUCCUUGUGGGACACUCCAGCAGACCCGGUUUGAUCCUUUUCGGGUCAACUGGAGGAUGCCUGGACGUUGGGUUAUGUGCUGAGUUUGGACUGGCAGGACAACCCAUCAGCGUUGCCGUUUAGUUUCCCGGGCCGGUACUGGAUGUUGAAAUUAAAGGGCUGCAGCGCUAAGCUCCAUCUCAGUAAUCGUCCAUUGUCUCCUGCAACCUGGUUCAACCAGACCAAUGAAUUGUGGUCUGUUAUUAGCGUAAAUUCUCGCCCGUAUAAAUAUGGGGUGAGCUUCUUCAGGACCCACACUAAAGCCAAGCACUCUUUUUCGACUGCCGCACAGCUCUCUUCCCGGGGCAAUAAUUUGCAGCUGAUAUAGACGACAGGGUGCUCUCCUCCAUCCUCUCCAACUUGGCUUAGGACUGCCCCCAGUCCGAACAUGGAAGCGUCUGUGUGAACGAUAAAAUGUUUGUUAGAGACUGGGGCAGCCAAAACAGGGGCAUGUAAAAGGGCAUCUUUUAACGCUUGAAAGGCAGUUUCACAGGCGGGAGAUCACAGGACUUGUCAGGGUAAGUUCUUUUUCGUGAGGUCAGACAAAGGCUUAGCUAGGGCUCUGUAGUCCGGCACAAACCGCCUAUAAUACCCGGCUGUCCCUAGGAAGGCCAGGACUUGGGUCUUGGUCCGGGGUGUGGACCAGUUAGCGACUGCCCAGACCCCACUCGCUGCAAACAGUACUACGUGCCUUAAAUGUUCCUCCCAGGACUUGCUAUAGAUCGCAAUGUCAUCCAGGUACGCACAGGCGAAAUCCGGGAAGCCAUCGAGGAGUCUAUCCACCAAGCAUUGGAAUGUAGCUAGGGCAUUUUUCAUACCGAUUGGCAUGACUCUGAAUUGGUACAAGUCAAACAGGGUGACAAAGGCUGACUUGGGGAUAGCCUCCUAGGCCAGGGGAAUCUGCCAGCCCCCUGGCAAUGCGAUCUAACAACUCAUCCACUCUGGGCAUUGGGUAGGCAUCGGUCACUGUUUUAUCAUUUAGUCGCCGAUAGCCCACGCAAAACCGGGUGGUCCCAUCUUUCUUUGGUACCAGGACCAUUGGGGACACCCAGGGACUAUCGGUGUGUUCAGUGACCCCUAGUCUUAACAUCUCAUGUAUCUCUUCCGUCAUACCAGCUCUGACGGCGUCAGGGAUCCGGUAGGGGGGCUGUCUAAGCGGGGCCUGGCCGGGGGUUUCUACUCGAUAGGUGGCUAACGUGGUGAAACCAGGUUCUUGGGAGAACGUUUGGCUCUUCCUAGCGAUUAGGUGAUUGACUUGCUCCCUCUCUGCAGGUGUUAGCUUGUCUCCUAACUUUAUUUGAUUGAGGGGGUCGGUCUGGGGCUGCUUUCUCAAGAGAUCGGGCAAAGGUAAGCUUUCUGGGUCUUCAGUGGCUGGGGCGCAUACAGCAGCUAUGUCUUCGGGCCUUUCCUGGUACUCUUUGAGCAUGUCGACAUGGAAGGCUUUACGAGCCCUCUCAUUUCUGUCACUGGCGAUUACAUAUGUGAUAUUGCAAAGUUGGUCUACCACCUGGUAAGGGCCCUGCCAGGCUUCCUGCAGUUUAUCUUGUUUGGUGGGUUUUAAUACUAGGACCUUCUGCCCUACCUGAAACGUACAUUGAUGGGCACCCCAAUCGUACCAUACCUUCUGUCGCCCCUGGGCCGCCUGGAGGUUCUCUCUAACCAUCUGUGCCAGCUGCUCCAUGCGGUCCCGAAGCUUUACUACAUAUGACACGAUGGGGGUUCCUCCUGUUCUGUGGCCCCCUCCCAGUGCUGCCUAAUGAGAUCCAGGGGGCCUCGCACCCUUCUCCUAUAUAAUAGCUCGAAGGGAGAAAAAACAGUGGAUUCUUGUGGUACCUCUCUGUAUGCAAACAUGAGGUGAGGUAGGAAUUGCUCCCAGUCUCGGUAUUCGUCUGUGAACAUAUUCAACAUCUGCUUGAGGGUGCCGUUGAAACGUUCACAGAGGCCGUUUGCCUGGGGGUGGUACAGGGAACUAAGUAGAGACUUAAUCUGGCAAACUUCCCACAACUGGUGUGUAAGUUCUGUGCUGAACUGGGCCCCUUGGUCUGAGAGAAUUUCUUUAGGGAACUCCACUCGGGUGAAUAUCCCAACUACUGCAUUGGCCACGGUGUCUGCCUGAAUAUUGGGCAGAGCAACGGCUUUGGGGUAGCGGGUGGCAUAGUCCACCACGGUAAGGAUGAACCGUUUACCGGAUGGACUAGAUCUUUUGAGGGGCCCCACCAGGUCAUAGAAACAUAGAAUGUUUUUCUAAAUGUCAUUACUCCCUAGUCUUAUCUUAUAGUUAGGAUAGCCUUAUGCCUAUCCCACUCAUGCUUAAACUACUUUACUGUGUUAACCUCUACCACUUCAGCUGGAAGGCUAUUCCAUGCAUCCACUACCCUCUCAGUAAAGUAAUACUUCCUGAUAUUAUUUUUAAACCUUUGUCCCUCUAAUUUAAGACUAUGUCCUCUUGUUGUGGUAGUUUUUCUUCUUUUAAAUAUAGUCUCCUCCUUUACUGUGUUGAUUCCCUUUAUAUAUUUAAAUGUUUCUAUCAUAUCCCCCCGUCUCGUCUUUCCUCCAAGCUAGGAGCUUUCCAAGCUUUCCUCCAAGCUAGGUCGACUGCGAUCCGGCUGAAAGGCUCUUCUAUGAUGGCAUUGAUAGCAGUUUCACUUUGGGGUGAUCCCCCCUCUUCCCUACCCUCUGACAAACAUUGCAGGUCCGGCAAUAGUGUUGCACAUUUGUGCUGGGUUACUCGAUGGGAUGUGCGAGUCAUUCCCAAGUGCCCAAUUCGGAGAAGCUCCCGUCGGUAUUUCCUUGGAACUACCAAUUGGAGCUUCUGCGAGGGGGUGGCUCCAGGGCAACGGGUUUCAGACACCUGGUAUAAUUUGUCCUGCUUCCAAAUAUAUCUUUCCCCUUCUAACCCUGUCUGACCGGUUUUUGCCCUAAGACGAUACUUAUGGAGGGAGGGGUUGGCCCUAGUUUCCCUGACAAACUCCUCUGGGGUAUCCCAGGCUAAGGUCGUCAUGGCAAGGGUUUUUGUCUGUAUGCUUACCUGGGUCUCCCCGACUGGUGGGUUGUACUCAGCGGUGCGAGAUUGGGCACGGGUGGUGACGGGAUGAGCGGCUGCGGUAGGAGCAUAGGCGUAUGUGAGGGGCCCCAGGUCUUUGCCCAACAGUACUUCGGCUGGGAGAUUGUCCAUGAUUCCCACAUGCACCUUGCCGGAUCCGGCUCCCCAGUUCAGAUGAACGCGGGCAGUGGGAAUCUGAUAGACUUCUCCCCCUGCUACUCGGACGGCGACAGUUUUUUUGGUGCGGUCAUCGUUACGGAUCAAGUGUCGCUGUAACAGGGUCAAUGUGGCCCCUGUGUCUCGUAAGCCUUGGGCUGGUUGCCCGUUGACUAGGACCUCUUGGCAGUGGUGUUGCCUAUUGUCUUGAGCGGCGGCUUGGAUGGGGUCGGCCUCAUACAAGACCCCUAGGUAUUCCUCGGACUCUGGCUCAGCCUCCAAGCAGUGGGCGGCUGAGGUAGGUUGGGGCCGAGAUGGUGAUCACCCCCAGUUGGAUCUGGCUGUGCAUGUGUCCCAGUUGAUGGCAGCCAUGGCACUUGACUCUGGAGUGGUUCUGCUGGUACCAGGGAGGUCCGGAAUAGCGAGCAGGAGCUGGAGGGACUGGAGCACAGAACUCUGUAGUAGGUGGGGGUUUCACAAUGGCUGGCUUGGGACAAGGACUGACAGCAGUCAGUUCUUGGUGCCUGGAUUCAGUAUAUUCGUCAGCCAAGUGAGCCGCGUCCUGCAGGGUGAGUGGUCACCUAUCCUGCACCCACUCUUUUAUGCCCAGUUGUAAUGCUCCUAGGAAAUGUUCUAGUAGAAACAGCUGCAGAACCUCUUCCCUGGUUGGCAACCCUCCACCCAGUGUGAGGCAGUUUGGUGUAGGGUGCAGGCCCACUCGGAAUACAAACCUCCUCUUUUCCGUCGACUUCCCCAUCUGUGUCUUGGAAAGCUUUAAACGCUGCAAACAGCACCUUUUUCCAUUCGCUGUGGUUCACAAUCGAUAGUACCGCUGGACUUUCAGGUCUUUGUGCAGUCAAUACCUGUAGGUUAUAGGCCCUUUUCUCUUUCGCGUCCUCCAUUGCUGCAUUGAGGAGUUGGGUGACCAGUCGAAGCGUCAAAGUCUGGAGAAGGUAAAGUUCAGUGGUGUUCGUGCGGUCGCGUAUCCGAUUUGAGUUCCAUGAACUCGACGACCAAACACCGAUUAACAUGUUCGACUGAAUUCAAAUGGCCGUGGCCACUUCGACUACUUUGGCACUUGGGCUGCAUCCGAAGUGCCACUUCAAAAGUGCAGAACUUUAAAGGGGCAGAAACAGUGUUACAAAAUACAAUAGGCACAAAUAGAGUUUCUAAAGUAUAAAAAUAAUUGACAGAGGGUCUGUCACAACCAUUUCUACAUUUGAUUCCGUUUCCUGUACUGUUGUACUCUUGCCUGCUGAGAAUUGACAAAGGUUUACAAACGAAGAUCUGCUUUUCUAAAAUUUUGUCAGCCUGAGACUUGACCAUAAGAGAAAAUAAUCCCUUUUUUGUUUUUAUGAUUCUUUUGAUUGUUUUUGAUUUUUGAAACGAUUGAUUUACUUUAACCAAAAUAUAUAUAUAACUUAUAUUGACAUUCAAUAUCAAUAUCUUCUCCUCUAAUUUAAAUGCUUUGAUUUUACUUUAAUCUGUGUAAAAAUAAAACUUUUUGUUACGAUGCAUGUUUGUUUAGUCACUUUAUUUGUAUUUGUUCUUUUAAAUAUUACGAGUAUAGUUCAGUUUCACUGAAUGCCAUAACACGGUUCCACUAUACAUGCAGUUAUGUUGAUGUAUUCGUUGUUGUGGCGGUAAAUGUUGUGAUGUACUUUCUUGCACGCCAAAAAAAAUAAAAAAAUCUUACAAGUAUUUUCUCUGUGGUGCUAUAUUAUAAUUAAAUACGAGCAUAUUUUAUAAGACCAGGAGGGAAAGAUAAAGUGAACCUGUAAUUACAAAUUAUAUAUUUAUUGGCUCUGAGAGCUAUUCACUUAAUUACCUGCUGCUCCCUAGCACCAGUGGAACGAUUCUUACAGGAUGUUACAAUUUUCCACCACCCACCCCAUGUUGCCUCUCCUCUGCUGCGAUAAUUUUUUUUAACACCAAAAUGCUAAGAGUGUUCUUGUAAGAAAUGCUUGGUGGGGAAAUAGCGGUGCGACAGAGCAUGUAGGUGGUCUCUCCUGCUAUACCUUACUUUCAGUCCUUUACAUAGACCUGUAUGGUACUAACAGAGGGAAGGGCGGGAGUCGGAUCAUACUUUUAAAGAAUAUUAAAUUAAAAUCUACACAUUUGCCAGCAUUUCUAUUAGUGCGAUAUAUACCAUAUAUACUUGAGUAUAAGUCGACCCGAAUAUAAGCCAAGGCCCCUAAUUUUACCACAGAAAACUGGUAAAACUUAUUGACUCGAGUAUAACGCUUGGGUGGGAAAUGCAGCAGCUACUGGUAACUUUCUAAAUAAAAUUAGAUCACAAUACAAUUACAUUAAUUGAAUAUUUAUUUACAUUGUGUGUACAUAAUGAAUGCAGUGUGUGUGUGUGUGUGUGUUUGUGUGAAUGCAGUGUGUGUGUAUAUAUAAUGCAGUGUGUGUAUAUAAUGAAUGCAGUGUGUAUAUAAUGAAUUCAGAAUGUGUGUGUUUGUGUAAAUGCAGUGUUUGUAUGAAUGCAAUGUGUGUAUAUAAUGAAUGCAGAGUGUGUUUGUAUGAAAUGCAGUGUGUGUGUGUGUGUGUAUAUAUAUAUAUAUAUAUAUAUAUAUAUAUAUAUAUAUAUAAUGCAGUGUGUUUGAAUGCAGUGUGUUUGUAUGAAUGCAGUGUGUGUGUGUAUGUUUGUGUAGUGUGUGAUAUACAUAAACUGGGUUGGGAGAGGGCAUUAUUUAUUAUUUUAAUAUUUGUUUUAUUUUAGUUUUUAAAUAUUUAAUGUUAUUUUUAUGUCCCCCCCCCUCCCUGCUUGUUGCCUGGCCAGGGAGGGGGCUAUGUAAAUCCAUGGUGGUACAGUGGUGUGUACUAUGCGGGGGGGCGGAGCAAGCUGUUACCUUUACAGCAGCUCCGUGCAGCUCCCCCGUUCAGCUCCCAGUGUAAGUCUCGCUGUCUGUGUGCCAUGCGGAGCGUUGCCACGGUAACCCGUGGCAAUGCUCUGAUGGCCGCGGGUAUCGCGAGACUUACACUGGGGAGCUGACCGGAGCUGCUGUAAAGGUAAAUAACCGCUUGCUCCGGCCCCCAACAGGACCACCGGGCUUGUAAUGAGCCCGGCGGUCCUGGUUUGUAUUAUGGCAAUGUAAGUUGCCAUAAUACAGACACUGACUCUAGUAAAAAUGUGCCGAAAAACUCUGCUUAUACUUGAGUAUAUACGGUAGAUAAAAUGUAAUGCUAGUAGUGUAUACAAUUUCAAAUACACUCUUUAAAUAUUGUUUCAUAAUUAUUUUGAGUUGGUCUUGAAUCAGUUGUCUUGUACUUUAAGUUUCUCAAACACCAGACUCGGAUGUGGUAUCUUUGGAUCAUUUAGACCCAUAUCAAGAGCCACCUUCCAUCAGUACAGAGCUCAAUUGUUCGCCCGUACUUCAUCCUCAGACAUCACACUCUGCUGGCACAUCUCCACAAAAGGUAAAUUAUUUUUCGACAUACAAACUGUAAGUUAAUGUGUAAUGAUCUUUUAGAAUAUAGAUUUCAUAGAGCUUUAAAAAAGGAAAAGUCAACUUACUCAUACAUGACUCCAAAUAUCCUCCCUACCAACCCCAUCCUACUCACACUCUGGGAUCUAGAGUCAUUAUACUUUCUGUCUCGAAUUCCCUGUUUUCUUUUAACAAUGCUUCAUGUUCAUGUGUGGUUUACUGAAGUUUGCAUUCGCUCUGACAUUCAUAUGAAGGUUCAAGGUACUUGAUUACCGUUUGUUCUCUUGACAUUUGACAUUGAAAUUGACUUUAAAUUUUUGUGCUUUUUACCUCCUCACUUUUUAUUUGGUUUUAUAUCAUAUGUAAGGCACAAUGCAAAUCACCAUCAUCCCAUGUUUCACACCUGUUAUUUAGGAUGCAUGCUUUUAUUUAUAGGAGUGAUUUACUACCUCUUCUGUAUUACUGUACAUACUUUAUUUCUAGUUACAGUCUUUUUUUGAUGACUUUGUUGCCUUUUGCAACAUUUUUUCCUCUGGAUGACUGGAGUUUUACAUUAUAUGUUUUUAGAUAUUCAAAUUAAUAAUUAAAAGUUAAAGUGGCACUGUCAUGGCCGCAUCUGUAUUUUUUUAUUUUUUAUUUUUUUUAACUCCCGACUCUACUACAUCUAAAUCCCCCAAGUCAUCCCCAAAUGCCCCUAAGCCCCCCAUAUUACCUAUUUUUAUACAGUUCUGCAUGCUGGAUCAACUAGAAAUCCUGACAGGUGCAUGGUCCCAAGCAAUAAAUCAAUGGCACAAUCCUACGUGGUUCCUUGUGGGAGUAGUUGCUCCUUUCUUGUCAAAGACCUCUGUAAGAUAUUGUGCAGAAUAUCAGUAGACAAGGGAGGAGCUGUAGGGGUAGACAGUACAGGUCUAAUGGAAGCUAGGCAAGUCGACUGUCAUUCAGAACCCCAGGCUGUAUUCUCUCUUUGAACCCAGUCGAUAUCAGGGCUGUGUUUUCUGAGCCAUGGAUAACCCAGCACAACAGGACUUAAGGGUGAUAUGAUGAUUUGCAAUGCAUGAUUCUCUUCAUGGAGGGUAUCUACAGAAAGACAUAGUGGUAACAAUUAAUGUGUAAUUUCUUAGGAGUGAAUAGUGGUCUACCAUUGAUGGCCUCCACGGCCAAGGGUAUCAUUCUUCCUUAUUCAUGCAAAUCUAUGCAAAUGUACUUAUAAAGUGUUUUCAAUCAAUGUGCAUUUGAAUUAUCAAUUUAUAACAUGUAUUCCUGACCCUAUAGUGCUAAACCCACCAUUAAGGUGGCUUACCCCCUCUCCCCCCUUAAAAGCAUAAAAAACUCACCUUAUUUCCAGCGCCAUGAGGGUCUGCCGGCACUGACCCAGCCCCCGCCCCCUUGGUAACAUCAUCAGAAUUGCUGAUUUUUAGCCAAUCAAAUGCUCUUCCAUGGGGAAAGCAUUGGAUUGGGUAAAAUUGGCAAGGGGGCAGGGCCUGAGCCACGAAGACCCUCCAGUGGCCACUUGGAGGUGUCCCUAGGGGCAAUGUAAACAUGAAAAACAUGAAAAUGCCUGCAUAUUAUGAUUAUACUCACCAGAACAACUACAUUAAGCUGUAGUUGUUCUGGAGACUAUAGUAUCCCUUUAAACAGUAUUUUGUAAUCUUUUGCUGUUCAUAGUGCUUAUGGCACCAAAUAAGAGGUUGUGUCUUAUUAAAACACUUUAUACCUUUAAAUGUUAUUCAGAUCACUCUUUUUAGUGUUGGUAAAAACCUCAGAGACAAAAUGUAAAAAAAACCACAAAAAAAACAGUGCAGAUAACUUUCUAAACCUUUGAAACAGAAAGAGACUUUUUAAAUCAGUAAGAAUGUAAACUCACAAACGAAGAGCUUGGGAUAUGGCUCACUUGUUAAAGCCAUGAAUUCCUUUAUAGGGGACCACUUCCCUUCCUUGGGGGUUUGUUUCCUUGGUGGUAAUGGGGGUAUAUGUAAUAGAAGAAAAUUCACAUACUGUUGUGCUCAAAAGUGUGCAUACCUUUGGAGAAUUGGUAAUAUAUGUAUCAUUUUUAUAGAAAACACGAGUGAGCAGACAAAACACGUUUAUUUUAUUUCCUAUGGGAUUCAUAUUGAACUGUAGGUUAUAACAGUCAUAAAACAAAUCAUAAAACAAAACAUGGCAACAAAGAAAAAACUGAAAUGACCCCUGUUCAAAAGUCUGCAUACCCUCAGUUCUUAAUACUGUGUUUUGCCCCCUUUAGCAUCAAUGACACCGUGCAGUCUUUUGUAAGAAUUGUCUAUGAGGCCCAUAAUUUUUGCAGCUGGUAUAGCUGCCCAAUCGUCUUGGAAAAAUGCCUCCAGGUCAUGCAAAGUUUUUGGUCGUCUUGUAUGAACCGCACGUUUGAGAUCCUCCCAGAGUGUCUCAAUGAUAUUAAGGUCAGGAGACUGUGAUGGCCACUCCAGAACGUUUCGAUCCCUUCAGGGAUCUUUAUCAAGCUUUAUCAGAUUGAUGUAGGGAUUGAAACGUUGCUGUAUCUGUCCUGUUAUUAAGUGUUUUUGCAUAGCAAGACCACUUAUUGUUAUCUCACAUAUAUAUUAUUAAGUGUUCUUGCAUAGCAAGACCACUUAAUGUUAUCUCACAUAUAUAUUAUUAUUAAGUGUUCUUGCAUAGCAAGACCACUUAUUGUUAUCUCACAUAUAUAUUAUUAAGUGUUCUUGCAUAGCAAGACCACUUAUUGUUAUCUCACAUAUAUAUUAGAUGCUUGCAUAACAAGACCACCCUGUUCAUAUAUAUUAUUAUUAUUAUUAUAGCAAGAAUUGCCACCUAACUCCUCCCACAGUUUUACACUACAUAGACAAAAUUUACCAAAGCGUGCAGAUUGUUCCACGUCAGUUGCUAUUACUUUGUGGAGCGUUUGGCGAAUGGUUCACACGCGGGCUCUCGUCGUUCUUGUGGCGAAAUUUGUCCCAUAGGAAUGAAUGGCAAGAAGCUAUAGGUGGGAGCUGGCAAAGCUGAAAAAUCGGGACAUGAUUUCUAAACUGCCACCACUCCCCACUUAUUUUUCCAGGCCCACCUACACAAAUCUUAUAUCAAAACGUUCAGCUAUCCCUGCUGCCACUAAACAUGUCAACGUCUAAGCUGUAGUCCUGAUAGUUUUUACGAUAUAAUCAUUUGUUUGCAACUAACGCCGUCCAUUGACUUUCAUUGAAACUUCACUCUGCAAAGCUCAAAUUUGAAGUGCAAUUUCUAAACCGCGACUGUGCCUUCAAUUUUAAUACUUCAGAGACAUACUAUGCAUCAAAAUGUAGGUCUGGGUCUUGUGAUUCUCACAAUAUAAAGCUCUUCACUGUAGGAGUUAUAGUUUUUAAGAUACGACCGUUUGAAGAUGGCAACCACCAAACUACUCUGACCUGUGUCAAGCUGCAGCAGCAAGUGAUGUCAUAGACAGGGCCUUUUGAACACCUGCUAAUGUUUUUAUAAAUGUAUGGUUUAAUGUAACUGUGCAACAACGUUACAAUUAAAUGUGCUAUAUAAAUGAUAAGUUACUCCGCCCACUCCAGUUGUAGACUACUGGUGGAGGCAAGAACACAUCACACAAUUUCCCCAGAAAUUGUAGCUUUUCUAGUUAUUAAGUGUUCUUGCAUAGCAAGACCACUUAUUGUUAUCUCACAUAUAUAUUAUUAUUCUUAUUAUAGCCAAAUUUGCCACUCUAACUCCUCCCACAGUUUUUACACUACAUAGACAAAAAUUUACCAAAACGUGCAGAUUGUUCCCGAUCGGAUUGCUAUUACUUUGUGGAAUGUUUCGCCGAAUGGUUCACGGAAUAUCGUCGUUCUUGUGGCGCAAUUUGUCCCAUAGGAAUGAAUAGCAAAGUUAGAGUGGGAGCUGGCAAAAGCUGAAAGAUCAGGACAUGAUUUCUAAACUACCACCACUCCCUUAUUUUCAGGCCCACCUACACAAAUCUUAUAUCGAAACGUUCAGCUAUCCCUGCUGCCACUAAACAAGUCAACGGCUAAGCCAUAGUCCUGAUAGUUUUCACAAUAUAAUCAUUUGUUUGCAACUAACGCCGUCCAUUGACUUUCAUUUAAACUUCACUCUGCAAAGCUCAAAUUUGAAGUGCAAUUUCCAAACUGCGACUGUGCCUUCAAUUUUAAUACUUCAGAGACAUACUAUGCAUCAAAAUGUAGGUCUGGGUCUUGUGAUUCUCACAAUAUAAAGCUCUUCACUGUAGGAGUUAUAGUUUUUAAAAUACGACCGUUUCAAGAUGGCAACCGCCAAAAUACUCUGACAUAGAAACAUAGAAACAUAGAAUGUGACGGCAGAUAAGAACCAUUCGGCCCAUCUAGUCUGCCCAAUUUUCUAAAACUUUCAUUAGUCCCUAGCCUUAUCUUAUAGUUAGGAUAGCCUUAUGCCUAUCCCAUGCAUGCUUAAACUCCUUUACUGUGUUAACCUCUACCACUUCAGCUGGAAGGCUAUUCCAUGCAUCCACUACCCUCUCAGUAAAGUAAUACUUCCUGAUAUUAUUUUUAAACCUUUGUCCCUCUAAUUUAAGACUAUGUCCUCUUGUUGGUAGUUUUUCUUCUUUUAAAUAUAGUCUCCUCCUUUGCUGUGUUGAUUCCUUUAUAUAUUUAAAUGUUUCUAUCAUAUCCCCCUGUCUAGAUCUUUCCUCCAAAGCUAUACAUGUUAAAGAUCCCUUUAACCUUUCCUGGUAAGUUUUUAUCCGCAAUCACCAUGAACCAGUUUAGUAGCCCUUCUCUGAACCCUCUCCUAAGGUAUCAAUAUCCUUCUGAAGAUCACGGUCUCAAUACUGUGUACAAUACUCCAAGUGAGGUCUCACCAGUGUUCUGUAUAAUGGCAUGAGCACUUCCCUCUUUCUACUGCUAAUACCUCUCCUAUACAAUAAGCAUUCUGCUAGCAUUUCCUGCUGCUCUAUUACAUUGUCUGCCUGCCUUUAAUCUGCCUGUAAUCACCCCUAAAUCCCUUUCCUCAAUUGUUGAGGUUAGGACUCUAUCAAAUAUUCUGUACUCUGCCCUUGGGUUUUUACGUCCAAGAUGCAUUAUCUUGCACUUAUCCACAUUAAAUGUCAGUUGCCACAAUUCUGACCAUUUUUCUAGUUUACCUAAAUCAUUUGUCAUUUGGCUUAUCCCUCCUGGAACAUCAACCCUGGUACAUAUCUUAGUAUCAUCAGCAAAAAGACAUACCUUACCAUCAAGACCUUCUGCAAUAUCACUAAUAAAAAUAUUAAAGAGAAUGGGUCCAAGUACAGAUCCCUGAGGUACCCCACUGGUGACAAGUCAAGCUUUGAAUAUAUUCCAUUAGCUUCUAACCCUCUGUUGCCUGUUACUCAGCCACUGCCUUACCCAUUCAACAAUAUUUGAAUCCAAACUUAAAAGAUUGCAGUUUGUUAUUAAGCCUUCUAUGUGCAACAGUGUCAAAAGCCUUACUGAAAUCUAGGUAAGCAAUGUCUACUGCACCACCCUGAUCUAUAAUUUUAUUUACCCAAUCAAAAAAAUCAAUAAGAUUAGUUUGGCAUGAUCUCCCUGAAGUAAAUCCAUGUUGUCUCUGAUCUUGAAAUCCAUGUGUUUUUAGAUGCUCAUCAAUCCUAUCCUUUAACAUGGUUUCCAUCACUUUCCCCACUACUGAAGUAAGGCUUACUGGCCUAUAGUUGCCUGACUCCUCCCUACUACCUUUCUUGUGAAUGGGCACAACAUUAGCUAACUUCCAAUCUUCUGGGACUACUCCUGUUAACAAUGAUUGGUUAAAUAAAUCUGUUAGUGGUUUUGCUAGUACACCACUAAGCUCUUUUAAUAGCUUUUGGGUUAGUAUUCCAUCAAGUCCCAUUGACUUAUUUGUCUUUACUUUUGACAGUUGAAAUAGAACCUCUUCCUCUGUAAACUCACGUGUAAUAAAUGACUCAUUUAUCCUUUUUCUCAACUGAGGUCCCUUUUCUUCAUUUUCAUCUGUAAAUACAGAACAAAAAUAUUCAUUGAGGCAGUCAGCUAGACCUUUAUCCUCUUCUACAUACCUUCCUUCUUAUGUUUUUAAUCUAACUAAUCCUUGUUUUACUUUUCUUUUCUCAUUUAUGUAUCUAAAAAAUGUUUUGUCUCCCUUUUUUACUGACUGUGCUAUUUUCUCUUCUUUGUGUGAUUUGGAAGCUCUUAUAACUUGCUUGGCCUCUUUCUGCCUGACCUGUGCCAGGCUGCAGCAGCAAGUGAUGUCAUAGACAGGGCUUUUUGAACACCUGCUAAUGUUUUUAUAAAUGUAUGGUUUAAUGUAACUGUGCAACAACGUUGCAAUUAAAUGUGCUAUAUAAAUGAUAACAGUUACUCCGCCCACUCCAGUUGUAGACUACUGGUGGAGGCAAGAACACUUCACAAUUUCCCCAGAAAUUGUAGCUUUUCUAGUUAUUAAGUGUUCUUGCAUAGCAAGACCACUUAAUGUUAUCUCACAUAUAUAUUAUUAUUAUUAAGUGUUCUUGCAUAGCAAGACCACUUAAUGUUAUCUCACAUAUAUAUUAUUAUUAAGUGUUCUUGCAUAGCAGAACCACUUAAUAUUAUCUCACAUAUAUAUUAUUAUUAUUAAGUGUUCUUGCAUAGCAAGACCACUUAAUGUUAUCUCACAUAUAUAUUAUUGCUAAGUGUUCUUGCAUAGCAAGACCACACUUAAUGUUAUCUCACAUAUAUAUUAUUAUUAUUGUGCUUAUUGUGUGCGGUACUGUAACUCCUCCCACCCAGUUUUACACUACAUAGACCAAAAUUUUAAGCGUGCGGGUGUUUUCGGUCGGUUGCUAUUACUUUGUGGGCGUUGCCAAAAUGGUUCCCGGAAUAUCGUCGUUUUUGUGGCGCAAUUUGUCCCAUAGGAAUGAAUGGCAAAGCUAGAGUGGGAGCUGGCAAAAGCUGAAAAAUCAGGACAUGAUUUCUAAACUGCCGCCACUCCCUUAUUUUCAGGCCCACCUACACAAAUCUUAUAUCAAAACGUUCAGCUAUCCCUGCUGCCACUAAACAUGUCAACGGCUAAGCCAUAGUCCUAAUAGAUUUCACAAUAUGACCAUUUGUUUGCAACCAACGUCGUCCAUUGACAUUCAUUGAAACUUCACUCUUCAAAGCUCACAUUUGAAGUGCAAUUUCUAAACUGCAACUGUGCCUUCAAUUUUAAUACUUCAGAGACAUACUAUGCAUCAAAAUGUAGGUCUGGGUCUUGUGAUUCUCACAAUAUAAAGCUCUUCGCUGUAGGAUUUAUAGUUUUUAAAAUAUGACCGUUUGAAGAUGGCAACCACCAAAAUACUCUGACCUGUCAAGGCUGCAGCAGCAAGUGAUGUCAUAGACAGGGCCUUUUGAACACCUGCUAAUGGUUUAUAAAUGUAUGGUUUAAUGUAACUGUGCAACAACGUUGCAAUUGAAUGUGCUAGACUACUGGUGGAGGCAAGAACACUUCACACAAUUUCCCCAGAAAUUGUAGCUUUUCUAGUUAUUAUUAUUAUUAUUAUAGCAAAUUUGCCACCCUAACUCCUCCCACAGUUUUUACACUACAUAGACAAAAAUUUACCAAAACGUGCAGAUUGUUCCCAAUCGGAUUGCUAUUACUUUGUGGAACGUUUCGCCGAAUGGUUCACGGAAUAUCGUCGUUCUUGUGGCGAAAUAUGUCCCAUAGGAAUGAAUGGCAAAGCUAGAGUGGGAGCUGGCAAAAGCUGA
Messenger RNA from Pelobates cultripes (western spadefoot toad), 30166 nucleotides. NCBI's taxonomy places the organism in Eukaryota, Metazoa, Chordata, Amphibia, Anura, Pelobatidae. The record is from the annotation of a GenBank genome assembly.